Messenger RNA from Cryptococcus amylolentus CBS 6039, 2946 nucleotides. RefSeq lists its product as hypothetical. The record is from RefSeq and is a predicted model, not a curated record. Gene Ontology annotation, molecular function: DNA-binding transcription factor activity; protein dimerization activity. Gene Ontology annotation, biological process: positive regulation of transcription by RNA polymerase II. Gene Ontology annotation, cellular component: RNA polymerase II transcription regulator complex. The transcript has 4 exons. Lineage: Eukaryota; Fungi; Basidiomycota; Tremellomycetes; Tremellales; Cryptococcaceae. The coding region runs from base 1711 to 2946 and encodes 411 amino acids.
AUUUCUUUCUCUCUUCCUCUUCGUCUGGCCAAGUUUGGUGACCUGAACCCCCCGCCCGUCCUGCUGUUUACGCACUCUACGACGCACACCAUUCGCAACGCCUCAGCGCUUAAAAACGGGUCGACUGAAACACGAAAUCUCAACUUGAAUACGCAACAACGACCACUUCCCGCAUUGGGUAAAUCUUUCCUCGCCAGACUUCGUUGCCUGAGCAUACGCAUACGCCAUAAGCCGCUGCUGUUCGUCCAGAGCCAAGACUUCAAACCGCUGGAAAAUCAUUACAUACUGCUUUGAGAGGUACGGUGCUCGGAAUGAGCGCAGAGUGAGGCAAGUGUUGACGUUCUUUAUCUCGCGUCGUUCGCUUCAACGUACUCUCCGAUUCCCAACUCCCUCCCACCGCCUACUCCUCCAGAUCGAACUUCUUCUCGCUGGCUGCUGCCCAGAGUCGACGAUCUCCUUGCUGCGCUCCAAAGAGGGCGUACAGGUAUCAUCCAACUGCGACCCCGGCCCGUCUCUGGCGCUCGUUGCGUCGCGUAUCCCCCAGCCCCCAGCCCACUGCCGGGAGCCGGGCUGCCCCGAAGAGCAGGCGCGAGCUGGAAUCAACGAGAGAGUGGAGGACCCGCGAGAGUACGACUUGUGGAUAAGCAACAUCAUUCGCGUCAGUUUACGUGACUGUUUGUACCGCGGUGUCAACAGCGUGGAGGCCAAUCGCAGCGCACGGGGAAAGGAGGCGCAGGAGGAUAGGUGGUAGGUGGCCCACGGGGACAGAUCGGCAGGUGGCAGGUGGCAGGUGGACGCCGUGUGUGUGUGUGGAGGACCGUGCAGUGGCUGACUGGCUCAGUGCUUGCCAAACACGGGCUGGCUGAUCGACAGCGUUCCUUGGCGAAUUCUCCGCGGAUCGUCACCCCCCGUAACUGGCUCUCGGACGGCGACACCAUCAAUCACGGGCACACCCCUCGACCCUCUUCCCAGCCCUCCACUUUCCUCCUUUCUCCUCCAUCUCCAUAGUCUUCUGCCUGCCAUAAAGGAGACGCUCGCCAGGGCCCCAGAGUAGCAAGGACCCCUUUGCCCUGCCAUACAAUCCCCUCUAUUUCCGUCAGAUCUCGCCCCCAGCGACACGUUGUAUACACGAGUCGGUCCGGUCGCUGCUCUUCGCCACGCACAGUCAACACCCUUGCCUAUCUUCUAGCCGCGUACCCUGUUCCCGCCGUGCCAGCCCCCGUGGACACUGUGAGCCACACACUGCCCGUCGUCGAGAGUUCGGCUUACCAGUCGUGCUGACAGCCGACAGCGUGUUCUAGUUCCGACCCGAACCCUGAUACACACUCUGCACCAUCAGCGAGGCGUGGUCUUUCGUUCUGCCAGUGCCCUGCGCCCGCUACGCACCCCAAUCGUCAGACACGGCCUCACAGAGAACAACAGGCACACGACUCCUCCUUGAACCUGCAGCGCUUGAGUUUUUUCUGUUCCAGCCCUCUGUCUCUUGUAUACACGAGUUUCGCAUCUGGCGAGAGGACGUAUCGGCGUCAAGCACCCCUCUCACGCUUUCCGGCCAGCUCUGGCGUGUCUGAUGACAUUCUGCCGAGCGCAUGGACAGUUAAAGUCGGCCAUCUCUUGACUCUGCCUUUUGUUUCUCUUUGAAACCUACUCAUCUUCUACUCGCCACUUCUGGCACGACACUGCGCCUUUUCGACUCUGCUUAAGCAGAACAUGGCUGCAUCAAUAUCGCUACCAAGAAUGCCAUUCUCAAAUUCAGACCCCUAUCAUGCCCGUGGCUAUCCUCCACGUAUGCAUUCGCCGUCUUCAUCCUCUAUGGGCCGAGCCUCUUCCCCUCACUCUUCUUCUCAUCGCCCACAUCCGUAUCGCCGAUCUCCCAAUCCGCACUCUACCACUGCGACCCCCCAACCAGAACAACAACACCUGCGUAUGACGCUUCCCCCGCUUCCCCCGCCAAACCUCCUCGGCGGCGGCGCGUUCAAGUUCUCCUCCACCUACGACGUCCCCUCUCCACGCGAGCGGGACUAUCCUCCCCUCACGCACGACCAAUCCUGGCGGUCGCCAGUGACGACGGCAGGACGUCCCGCAUCGAGUGGGAGUGUAGGUGAUCGUUCGCGCACACCUAGUCAGCGACUAGCAGGUGAAGGGCGGGCUCCACUACAUUUACCGCCACUGCAUUCGAUAUCGGGUGGUACGAGUCGUUCAGGGGAAACAUCACCGAACUCUGCGGCGCCUACAAUGUAUCUUCCCCCGCGGGAAGCUGCAUCAUCAUCAUCCACCCGCAUCAGCCCCCGAUCGCGCCCACAGCCGCCGCCACCUUCUUAUGGCGAUUACGAACCGGCAUAUCCUCCCCGCCCACAGCAUGCGCACGCGCACGAACUACAUCAUCGGCAUGACCCCGGGUCGAUCUAUCGCGCCGAAGAACGGUAUCGCGAUGAAAUGUAUGAGCGCGGUAACCCGCCUGCUUUCCCUCAACAUCCUCACGCGAGUCGAACGCACAUGUAUGACCCCCCGUCGCCUCUCCGCCAAGUCCACCACGCGCUACCGGGGAUGACACAAGUGCAGUUCCCACUCCCGGGAUAUUAUGGCGGACCGCCGCCAGAUGCGGCUAUGAGCAUGAGCAUGGGGAGACAGAGAAGUCAUUCAUCCGCACCGGGCUUCUCGAGGCCGACGACAGGGGAUGAAGAAGGGGGCAGGGAGAAUGCAGCAGGACAGAGCAGGCGUGUGGCGCAUCUCAUGUCUGAACAAAAACGGAGAGAAUCGAUCAACUCUGGUUUCCAGGCGCUGCGGACGACAGUGCCGACGACGAGCGCUACAGAUUCCAAAGCUAUCAUCCUUAAAAAAGCUGUAGCCCACAUCAACCACCUGGAAGGGCUGCUCAAGCGACACAAUAUCGAAUUUACGCCCGGCGAGGCGUGUGAGGAUGCUGAGGGCAAAAAAGAUCAGUGA